AGCGCCCGGGGCAGGCGGCGGCGCGGAGCCCGGCGGGGCCGCAGUGAGGGCCGCGGGGGGAUGCGCCGGCCGGAGAACGGGGCGGCGGCGGGGACCAGAUAAAUGGCUCAUUUAAAUUGGGAGCUACUAAAAUACUUUCUGGCUGGCAAAUGCAGUGCCUAGUAGCAGCUAUCAGGGAGGAACCAAACAUGAGUGGGGGAGGGGAACAGGUCGACAUUCUGCCGGCCAACUACGUGGUCAAGGACCGUUGGAAAGUGCUGAAGAAGAUUGGUGGUGGUGGUUUCGGUGAGAUUUAUGAGGCAAUGGAUCUCCUAACCCGUGAGAAUGUGGCCCUGAAAGUGGAGUCGGCCCAGCAGCCCAAACAGGUCCUCAAGAUGGAGGUGGCUGUCCUGAAGAAGCUGCAAG
This is a messenger RNA of Chrysemys picta bellii (western painted turtle), 405 nucleotides long. Lineage: Eukaryota; Metazoa; Chordata; Testudines; Emydidae. The record is from RefSeq and is a predicted model, not a curated record.